Molecule: messenger RNA, 280 nt
Organism: Oppiella nova
Lineage: Eukaryota; Metazoa; Arthropoda; Arachnida; Sarcoptiformes; Oppiidae
Source: the annotation of a GenBank genome assembly
AUGUUGUUGUUAUUGUUGUCUGUCUUCGACAUUCACGCCAAAGACCACGCGUCCAUUCAAAUCAAUUUGGCAGAAGUGGAUGAGUCGACCGGAAGAGUCACUUCCAACCACACGGCUUAUGCCAUCUGUGGUGCCCUCCGAAGAAUGGGCGAAUCCGAUGACUGUAUCAAUAGAUUGGCGAAGAAGGACAGCAUUUUACCCAAGAACUUCUGAUCAAUAAAAUGUUGUCUUUAUUUGUCAUUCAUUAUGAAAUAAAAUUAAUACAAAAUGUUUAAUUAAA